Messenger RNA from Odobenus rosmarus divergens (Pacific walrus), 2203 nucleotides. It is a transcript of the gene SLC5A9, whose product is annotated as solute carrier family 5 (sodium/glucose cotransporter), member 9. Gene Ontology annotation, biological process: transmembrane transport. Gene Ontology annotation, molecular function: D-glucose:sodium symporter activity. The record is from RefSeq and is a predicted model, not a curated record. Bases 56 to 2167 code for a protein of 703 amino acids. Gene Ontology annotation, cellular component: plasma membrane. The transcript is spliced from 15 exons. Lineage: Eukaryota; Metazoa; Chordata; Mammalia; Carnivora; Odobenidae.
GAAGCCAGGAGCGCCUCAAAGUCCAGCUGGUGGUGAGUGACUCUAACAGAGGAGCAUGGAGCUGGCAACAGUGGGGCCUGGAGCGUCAGGAAAUGGGGUCAAGACUGUGACAGCUCCACGCUCAGCACUGGGCUCCGGAGUCAGCCUGCACGCCUAUGACAUCGCGGUCCUUGUUGUCUACUUCGUCUUUGUCAUCGGCGUGGGGGUCUGGUCAUCCGUUCGUGCAAGCCGAGGCACCAUUGGUGGCUAUUUCCUGGCGGGGAAGUCCAUGAGCUGGUGGCCGAUUGGAGCCUCUCUGAUGUCCAGCAAUGUGGGCAGUGGCUUGUUCAUUGGCCUGGCUGGGACAGGAGCCGCUGGAGGCCUCGCUGUGGGCGGCUUCGAAUGGAAUAUGAGGAAAUCAAGGCCCGGAGGACGCAGAGGGACUUAUCAGAGGUCACACAGCACUAAGAUUAGGUCCCAGGCAACUUGGCUGCUUCUGGCCCUGGGCUGGAUCUUUGUCCCGGUGUACAUCGCCGCCGGUGUGGUCACAAUGCCGCAGUACCUGAAGAAGCGAUUCGGGGGCCAGAGGAUCCAGGUGUACAUGUCUGUCCUGUCUCUUGUCCUGUACAUCUUCACCAAGAUUUCCACUGACAUCUUCUCUGGAGCUCUCUUCAUCCAGAUGGCCUUGGGCUGGAACCUUUACCUCUCCACGGUGAUGCUGCUGGCAGUGACAGCCGUCUACACCAUUGCCGGGGGCCUCACAGCCGUGAUCUAUACAGAUGCUCUGCAGACGGUGAUCAUGGUGGGCGGUGCCCUGGUCCUCAUGUUUCUGGGCUUUCAGGAGGUAGGCUGGUACCCAGGCCUGGAGCAGCGGUACAGACAGGCCAUCCCUAAUGCCACAGUCCCCAAUACCACCUGCCAUCUCCCCCGGUCUGAUGCCUUCCAUAUGCUCCGGGACCCUGUGAGCGGGGACAUUCCUUGGCCAGGCCUCAUUUUCGGGCUCACAGUGCUGGCCACAUGGUGCUGGUGCACGGACCAGGUCAUUGUGCAGAGGUCUCUCUCUGCCAAGAAUCUGUCCCAUGCCAAGGGGGGCUCUGUGCUGGGGGGCUACCUGAAGAUCCUGCCCAUGUUCUUCAUCGUCAUGCCCGGCAUGAUCAGCCGGGCCCUGUACCCAGAUGAGGUGGGCUGUGUAGACCCUGACAUUUGCCGAAAAAUCUGCGGGGCCCGAGUGGGCUGCUCCAACAUCGCCUACCCCAAGCUGGUCAUAGCCCUCAUGCCUGUCGGUCUGCGGGGCCUGAUGAUAGCCGUGAUCCUGGCCGCCCUCAUGAGCUCACUCACGUCCAUCUUCAACAGCAGUGGCACCUUGUUUGCCAUCGAUGUGUGGCUGCGCUUCCGAAGGAAGGCUACAGAGCAGGAGCUGAUGGUGGUGGGCAGAGUGUUUGUGGUGUUCCUGGUUGUCAUCAGCAUCCUCUGGAUCCCCAUCAUCCAAAGCUCCAACAGCGGGCAGCUCUUCGACUACAUCCAGUCUGUCACCAGCUACCUGGCCCCGCCUGUCACCGCCCUCUUCCUGCUGGCCAUUUUCUGCAAGAGGGUCACAGAGCCUGGAGCCUUCUGGGGCCUCAUGUUUGGCCUGGCUGUAGGGCUUCUGCGCAUGAUCCUGGAGUUCUCAUACCCUGUGCCAGCCUGUGGGGAGGUAGACCAGAGGCCGGCCGUGCUGAAGGACUUCCACUACCUCUACUUUGCCCUCCUGCUCUGUGGGCUCACUGCCAUCGUCAUUGUAGCCGUCAGCCUCUGUACCACUCCCAUCCCUGAGGAAAAGCUUGCUCGCCUGACGUGGUGGACACGGAACGGUCCCCACCCUAAGCUGGAGAAGGAGGCCCUGGAGGGCACGCCAGGGACAUCAGAGAUGCCAUCUGGGGUGAGCCCUCCAGGAGGUGGAGGGAGAGAGAGCUCCAGCCAGGGCCAGGACCAGCAUGGAGCCCCGCGCAGGCGGUGGGGCAGGCUGCUGUGGGACUGGUUCUGCGGGCUGACCGGCCGCCCGGAGCCCGCGCUCAGCCCCGAGGAGAUGGCCGCACGCCAGCAGGAGCUGACCAGCAUUGCCGAGGAGCCGCUCUGGAGAAGCGUCUGCGAUGUCAAUGCCAUCCUGCUGCUGGCCAUCAACAUCUUCCUCUGGGGCUAUUUUGCCUGACUCCGCAGACCUGGCUUCAGUGGAGACAGAGUAAAC